Messenger RNA from Amphimedon queenslandica, 1166 nucleotides. RefSeq lists its product as uncharacterized. The transcript has 9 exons. Bases 51 to 1070 code for a protein of 339 amino acids. The record is from RefSeq and is a predicted model, not a curated record. Lineage: Eukaryota; Metazoa; Porifera; Demospongiae; Haplosclerida; Niphatidae.
UGGCAAUUUGAUUAUCUCGCCUCAUCUUCUUGCCACCUCUUUGAAUUAUAAUGGGGAAUGGAGUGAGCGGAAGCAGAGGUGCUUCAGCACGGAUAAAUAGUGCUGGCCCUUCAAAUACAAAUACUCUUCCAGAGCUAGAACAAGAAGAAGGGGCUAUGAAUCAAAGGGAGGAAGAGAGAGGAGGAGAGAGUAGGUCUGCUCCCGGUCUAGCCCCACCACAAAAGCACCAUGACUUGAUCUCAGCCGCCAUAGAAGAGAUAUCAAGCUUCUUUAGACUCCCGUUCAAUACAGCAACGCUGCUUAGCUCAGCAGUGACUAGAAACCUUAAUUCAAAUGAGGCCAUUGUGAAGAAAGGGGAGACUGUGAGAGGAGUGUGCAUAGUCAUUGAAGGCUGUCUCUCUCAGUUGGAUCCCUCAGGAAAGAAGACACUGUACAACUUGAGACCUGGUGACAUGUUUGGUGAAGUGGAGACGCUGACCAGCUGCGCUGCAGAAGCUGACAUCAUUGCAAAUGAAAAGAGUUGUCUCAUUUGCCUACCAAUGGAAGCUAUCAGAAAUAAAACAAGAGGGAGAGUAAAUGAGAAGAAUAUUAAAGAUUGGUGCAUCGAGAGAUCUUAUUUAAUAUCAAACUAUUUUGACAGACAAGUAAUAGCACUGUCUGUAAUCAUGCUAUCACUUAAAAGUAGCUCUGAUUUAUUUUCCACUUGGUCACAUGAAGCAUUAGAGUAUAUUUCAAGACUAUGUCAGAUAACUGCUUACAGUUCAAAGUCUACAGUUUUUCAGGAAGGAGAGCCAUCAAAUGAUGUCUUUGUUCUAGUGAAAGGAAAACUAGAGAUUGUGGGGAAUAAUAAUGAUAAGGAAGAAAUUGAAGUAAAGAGCACCAAAAAAGCGCAAGCAUUUGGUAUAAAAGAUACAUUUAAGAGACAGUCCAGACAACAAACAGUAAAUGUAAUAGAACCAUCACUUAUAGUCCUAGUAUCUAAAGAUGUCAUCAAACUAUCUCUUAGCAAAUUUCCAAAUGAAAAUAGAUCAUUUAUGGCUAAAGUGCAGACAUAUAGAACAGAUCCAUGAUUCACAGAUGUAAAAAUAAUACAGAUACUAUUGCACAUCACAUUUCUUUGCAUGAACAUUCAUUGUUUUUUUAACAUCUAUAAUUUUUAACCCUUA